AUGACUCUUUGCCGCGAAGACUGUAUUCGGCAAAAGCUAGCGGAGAACAAAUCGCGACAAUGCCUGCUCGCCCUGUGCGAACUCUCUGAAUCCUGGCCUGUCAAAAUCUGGUUUGCGAAGGCAUUUGCCAAUCUGAUGAGUAGGCUAACUGGCAUCAAAGUGGGGUCCAUUGUCAGCGUGCCCUCAGGAAUUGUAGAUGACGCUGGCAGCAUGGGGUUCUCAGAGGAACCCCUUUCACUCCCUCGUCGCCGCUCACCCGCUGGUGCUACCAGUUGGGAUCUCAUUGCCUCGGAUUUCCUCCCCAGCUCGGAGCCAAGUAUGCGGUCGCCUCGCUUUCAAGGCUCACCUCUAACGGAGUUUCUCGUGUCAGGCUAUACUUCAUCGCCGGCCGAUCAGCUACUUGAUGGUCUACUCCCAUUUGGCCGUAUCGAUAGUACGUUCACUCCGGACAUGGCCUUAUGUAACAGCUUCGAGCCAACACUACCGGCAUUUGAUGGAGCUUCGACGGAAGAAGGGAACUCUCAAGGUAUCUGGACAGGAUAG
Aspergillus oryzae RIB40 is the source of this 543-nucleotide messenger RNA. RefSeq lists its product as uncharacterized. The record is from RefSeq and is a predicted model, not a curated record. The transcript has a single exon. NCBI's taxonomy places the organism in Eukaryota, Fungi, Ascomycota, Eurotiomycetes, Eurotiales, Aspergillaceae. The coding region runs from base 1 to 543 and encodes 180 amino acids.